UACCUAUCUUCCUCUCCUUUGGGAGAGCAUAGCACCACCCUCCUCGAGUCAGAAUCGGUGACGGAAAGGUCUCGCCUCUUAUGUGCCUCGCUUUUCUACUUCAUCAACUGCGUCAAUUAAUGGCUCCCAGGAACGGAAUGGUCGAGAGUGUGGCAUGAUCUAUCGUUGUAUUAGACUGGCGACAUUCCCACCCAACCUUCAGCUUCGAAGCCACCUAGCCAACAAGGUAUAACUCAUAUAUCCGUCAAAUUGGAAUAUAGGGCAACCGAAUUUGACGGACGAGACGAGACGAGACGAGACGCGAUUGUCACGACCUGAAUUCUCCAAAUCCUUCACACGAAAUCCUCUAUCCUUAGUCACAGCACUGUCUCUUGUCGGCGUUCCUCUAUCACAAUCGAGAACAGUUGCCAUUUUGUAACCGUUGUCUACAGCUUUAUUAGCUGCCUUGUUAGUACACUGGAGUUGUCCGCUUGCUUGCUUGCUCGCUCGCUUGCUCGUUCGACCACGUCACAACUGGGUCGCAUAACGGCCGCCGAUCAGUGUGAACUCUUCUCAAAAGAGUUUCGGUUUGUCCCGACGGCUCGGGGCCAUACCGCUUAACCCAGGAGCCUAGGUAUCCCGCACCGACCGUCUGUCUUGUCUGCUACCAACCCAACUUACCGGUCGUCUGGGAUUCUGGGUCUCCCUGCGCCGCCGACCCCCCCCCCCUUCCGUUCGUUCUGGGAAAUCUUCCUUGGACGCUCUGUCAAUCGUAUUGGCUACCUGGGACCAUUCCCUCGGGUUAGCUCCCCUCCACACAGUCCAGCCCUGCUGGGUCUUGUCACUUCUUGACACUCUUUGUGCAAACUUUUUCGUUCAUUCGAAGCCCCUAUCAUACAGGCUGGUUUGGACGAUACCCGGUAUGGGCGUGCUUAUUUCUCUCGACUGUCCCUGUCACAUAUCAUUUUCCAGUGUUAGCAUCCCCUGCUUUUGAACAGGCUUCCCCUGCGACAUACGUGCCCUACCAUCGGGACAGGGUCUGGGUAUCUGUCACCGGCAUAUGUAUGUAUGCUUGACCCACCGAGGCCUGUCCUAUCAGUCUGCCCUUCUUUUAGCUUGCUGCCACAGUACCUACCUGCUGCUUUUCUGCCAAGUGCUCAUGUAUUCACAUCAAAUACCAUUUCUUUCCCAUUUAACUCCUCCCUUCUCGAGUACGAUCCUUCAAGGGGGACUUGAAGUAGAGGUUCUAUAGCGAUGGACCAUAGAGACCCGGAAGAGGACCCAACGUCAGACUACGGGGAUUCAAUAGCAACCUCCGAAUUUACUUCAGUUAAUACCAGGGAACUUUACUCGUACGAACAUGGAAGGCGAUAUCAAGGAUUUCUAUGUGGUCGUUAUGGCCUACCAAACGACGAUGCUGAGCAGGUCCGUGAGGGCUUGAAGCAUAAGCUGUACCUGGAUUAUCUCCUCGACGGAAAGCUAUUUCUGGCUCCCAUCGGGAACAACCCGCAAAAGAUUGUUGACCUUGGUACAGGUGUUGGCAUGUGGGCACAAGACGUCGCAGAAAGCUUUCCCAGCGCACGGGUAAUAGGAUGUGAUCUUUCACCCAUCCAACCGCAUUGGACGCCGCCCAACGUUGAGUUUCGAGUAGAAGAUCUCGAGGAUGAAAAUCGUCCAUGGACAAGAAUAUAUGAAGAUGCAGAUUUAAUUCAUGUCAGAGCCUUGUUACAGACUCUGCGAAAACCGAGACAGCUAUUGGAACGAGCUUUUGAAAAGCUGAAGCCUGGUGCUUGGAUUGAAAUCCACGAAAUCGUUCCCUUUGUCUUCUCUGUUGACGGUACUUCCGGAGAUGAUCAUCCUAUGAACCAGUUCUACCGCCUUGUCGAGGGCCACUUUACCACGAUAUAUGGUUGGAACUUGCGCUUUCCAUUCCAGAUCGUUGAAGCGCUGCGUGACGUUGGAUUCAUCAAUGUCAACGAACGCCAUUCUUACACACCUGUUGGCCGGUGGCACCAGGAAGCAAAAAUGAGAGAAAUGGGAAUCUUCACCCAAAACAUCCUCGAGGAAUGGGUCACGGCAAUGCUUGGCCGCCCGGACAUAAUGGGAGUCACAGAAGAAGAGGCAUAUGAACUUGGGCACAGCGUAUUCGAAACCUUCAACAACACUCGCAUUCACGCGCAACUCGACUGGAUUGAUUGCUGGGCGCAGAGGCCACUUUAAUGAGGCACUGAAGAAUCUUUAGCAAAAUGGCCAUCCUGCAAAAUUUCUCUCAUGCGAACGGACAUCCGACCGAGACUGACUCAAACCUGCCAGCUUGCAUACUGCUUUUAUCCCCACCUGGAACGUGUGACACCUCAGUACUCUGGCUGCUAACCUACCUAUCUGGCCUUGGUGACUGGGAUGGUAUGGAUGUAGGGUCACCUCGCAUGCUGCUCGAGAGUUGUAGAAAUGCAACACGAAGUAAGCAAUGCCCCGCCAUAUAAGCUAACUGUUCUACCAUGGCUUAUGCUGGUUGUCUAAUUGGGAAACGCCUGCAUGGCGAAUUGAAACGCUACACCAUUCUCAGCUCUGUUCCAUACACAGUCUAGCGCAGCUAUCGGCUUGACUUUGAGUGAAGAGGGGACAGGCAACGCCUCUACUGUUCUACGGUGUUACUUAAGGCUGAACUUGACAUAUUAUCCAUACUAGUAAGCAAAAAUUGGCGGGCUUCUAUGAGUAAAGGCCACCUUUUGAAUAGUUCGGGUGUGCUUCUGAUCUGUGGUCCUCAGCCGUGCCCAGUAGAAAUUAUGAACAGAACACUGCAUUCUUCGAGGGUCGGGGAUAAGUUGAUGUGAGCGCGUCUUGAGUCUGAUACAAAUGCCAGCAUGGCCAAGCUGUUCUUGUGAUUAUAGUGCCUCUGUGGCCAUUCGUGUACUCUAGUUCGAGCUAGGAUUUCGAGCUGCAUGUGACGCAGUUGCCAAGGAAAAAAGACAUAGGGGGAAUAGAAUGUUAGAUACCGGUAUACUGUAUCAUGUUCAAAUACUAUCAUGUGAACAACAUCCAAGAUAAAGC
Molecule: messenger RNA, 3030 nt
Organism: Fusarium verticillioides 7600
Lineage: Eukaryota; Fungi; Ascomycota; Sordariomycetes; Hypocreales; Nectriaceae
Exons: 4
Coding region: 1234-2199 (321 amino acids)
Molecular function (GO): methyltransferase activity
Source: RefSeq, a predicted model, not a curated record